AUGUCCUCCACACAGACGACGAGUGUGUUCUUCACGGAUGUUCCGCUUUUUGUGGAGGAGCGAAGUUUGCGUAAGCACUUUGAAAGUGUGGGCCACAUAACGGACUUCCGGUUGCUUGGUCCGCCCGUGGGGAAAGAUUUUCGCUACGGCUUUGCCGAGUACUUGGAUUCUACUAGUGCAGAGGAAGCCAUUGCUCGCCUCAACGGGACAUCCUUUGGUGGUCGACCAAUGAAAGUUAUGUCCGCAGCGGCCACGCGGGGCCGCAAGAGGCAACGUCAACAGAACGCUUCCCAUCAACAGCAACCAGCCCCGCGCGGGGGGAUGACAUUUCCUCGUGGAUACACCGAUCCGGUUCUCGGUCGCGAUGAUACUAGCAUUUUUGAGUGCUUGCAGGGAAUGCAACAGUCAGAUGCCUAUGAGGCCGUGGAGCAGUUACGGGUUCUGGUGUUGGAGCGUAAGAAUGAGGCUCGCAAGUUGCUGGAAAAUAAUCCUGCGUUGCGACUGGCUGUUGUUAUGAUUUUACAGCAUGCCGGUCGGCUUCCUUUCGGACCGUUGCCACCAGAGGCCAUUCAGCACGGAGGGAUUAGAGUGGAUGCACCGGUUCCAGCGGCUCCAGCCGAGGGGGAGGGCGAGAAGGUAGAGCCACCGCGGGAGCAGAAUGAUGAGAUAAUAGAAAUCCUAUCGAAGCUGAGCGAGGAAGAAGUAGAGCGCAUCGUGAGCAUGACGGACGAGGAUCUCAAUCGUAUUCCCGACGUUUCGCAACGUCAACAAAUAGGUGUACUGAGAGAACGGUUGCUGGAGCUUGCGGCAGACCUUGAGUAG
Molecule: messenger RNA, 822 nt
Organism: Trypanosoma brucei brucei TREU927
Lineage: Eukaryota; Euglenozoa; Kinetoplastea; Trypanosomatida; Trypanosomatidae
Exons: 1
Coding region: 1-822 (273 amino acids)
Cellular component (GO): mRNA cleavage and polyadenylation specificity factor complex
Molecular function (GO): mRNA binding
Source: RefSeq, a predicted model, not a curated record